Molecule: messenger RNA, 3105 nt
Organism: Marmota flaviventris (yellow-bellied marmot)
Lineage: Eukaryota; Metazoa; Chordata; Mammalia; Rodentia; Sciuridae
Source: RefSeq, a predicted model, not a curated record
CCUUGGGGUCCCGCAUUUCUCCUGCAGACAACAGGUCUUUUGCUGAGGAAUGUAGUCUGUCUAUUGGCUGAAGCCAGGAAGGGCUGCAGUAUUAGGAUUGAAUCCAGGGGCACUCUGACAUUGAGAUAUAUCUUUGGCCCAUUUUAUUUUUUAUUUCAAGACAGGUUCCUAGUUUGCUGUGAUGUCAGUUGGGGAUUCUUCCUGGAAAACCCUGGAAAUGGAGAGCUUGCAAACAAGGUUCAGUGCCUGGACACCUUUUAGCAACAAGUCACUAAAUAGACAGCUCUUUCAGGAAAGAGUUGCUUUGAUAAGUCAUUGGUUUGACCUCUGGACCAACAAACAACGUCAAGAAUUCUUAUUCACAAUUCUUUUACGAUGCACUAAAUCACAAUUAAGGUGUGUCCAAGACUGGUUUUCAGAAAGGACGCAAGUGGCCAGGGUGGACUUCUCGACUGUGUUACCACGCUUCAUUUCUCUAUAUAUCUUCUCUUUUCUGAACCCAAAAGACCUGUGUGCAGCAGCCCAAGUCAGCUGGCCCUGGAAGUUUUUAACUGAACAGGAUUGCUUAUGGAUGCCCAAAUGUAUUAAGUUUGGAUGGUUUCUGCCCUAUACACCAACAGACAACGAGUAUGGGGCUUGGAAGCGCCAUUAUAUUGCUUGUGUGUCCAACCUAGAUUGGCUAACUCCCAGGGAGGCCGCUGCUAUUUAUGGGACACUGAAUGAACCCAAAGCAGAGGACGAGGAGCUUCAGGAGAGACAGAGAGAAAAAUGCCUAAGGAAAAUAAUUUGGGAGAAAAUUGCUCUACACAAGAAGGAGUUAUUCAAAGUUCGACCCCCUUGGGUGACUGGAACAUGCUGCUCCAGAUUGUUAAAAUCCAAAUACCAACCACAUCUCUCCCAGACGGUGAGGGAUCGAGUGGGAUUACAUGAAGCUUUGGAGAAACAGCUUGUUUUGGCAUCAAUAGAAGCUUUGCCCAAACAAAGCAAUGUUUCUGGAAGUCAUCCAUACCCUUUAUUAUCAAAAAAGAAAAUCUGGCAUGGAGUUUCUCAAAAUGAUGACAGCUCUUCCUAUGCUUCCCAGCUACAUGUCAUCAUAAUAUCAUCUCGGAUUCCUGCGUAUGAGAUGGUGGUGGACAGCGUGAAGGCAGGUGUGAUUUCUGUGGUCUGUGAACACGGCGGCAUGACCUUGGAGAGCCUUCUCUACCUCAUGGGGAAAGCCCUGCAGGGGCGGAAGGCACAGAGUAUAGGAAUCCUGAGUGAUGGAGAUAGCAGAGAAAUCAAUUUACUUCAAGGCUAUAAAAUUGGUAUUAAAAAUUUACUGAGGCCUGAAGUGAGAGACUUCUGGGAGAAAUUAGGCAGCUUUGUAGCCACCAAAGAAGAAGGGGGUCAUGUGGACUUAUUUGUGCCUCUUGGAGCAUCAGAGGCAGGCAUAGAAGUGCUCUCUCAGCUGUCUCAACUAACUGGCACAUUCUUUACUGCCCCCACUGGGAUUGCAACUGGCUCUUACCAACACAUUCUUAGUGACUGGCUGGGACCUCAGCAGGGUGGGCCUCCUCCUUCCAUCUACUUCAAUGAAGCCAAGCUACAGAUGUGGUCCAACCUCACAGACUUCCUGGAAGAUGCCUUGAAAUCAGUGAGGAGAGAGUUAAGACCUCUCUUCAAGGAGCUGCAGAAGGGCAUCAGUGGCAGGAUGAUAGGGCAAUUUAUGUUUGACUCCAUGAGUAUGACAAGCAUUCUGAAUAACCAAGACAUUGCACAAGCUCUGGCAGAUGGUCUGAUGGAGCUGUCAAAAGAAAAUUCUGAAAGGCCUCUGGAAUUUUUGGCAUGUUUUCUGCUGAAGAAAUGUAGUAAAAAGAGCAAAGAUGAAGGAAAUGUUAUUCUGACAAAAUGUGACCUAAAAGAAACACUUGAUUUGUUCACAAAGGAAAGAAACAUUAUAGAAGACAACUCUCAGGACACAGAAUCAAGUCUCAACAAAAGUGAUCUAGAUUUUGAGGUGCUGCUUAAGCUGGAGAGAAAGCUGCAGAGAAACUCAGCAGAUAAGCGAACUAGUGCUGCCAGGGAACUCUUACAGAGUGAGAGAAAGUAUGUGCAGAUGCUGGAAAUUGUGCGGGAUGUUUAUGUGAGACCACUGAGAGCAGCACUGGCAUCAAACAGAGCAAUUCUGAGUGCUGCAAACAUACAGAUAAUUUUCUCUGAUAUUCUGCAGAUUUUAAGUCUCAACAGGCAAUUUCUAGAUAACCUAAGAGACAGACUACAGGAAUGGAGCUCAGCCCACUGUGUGGGGGAAAUAUUCAUAAAGUUUGGAGGCCAGUUGAACACAUACACCAAUUUCUUCAAUAAUUAUCCUGUUGUUCUGAAAACCAUCGAGAAGUGCAGAGAAAUGACACCAGCAUUCCGAGCUUUCCUGAAGAGGCAUGAUAAGACCACUGUUACUAAAAUGCUGAGCCUGCCGGAGCUGCUUUUGUUCCCAUCUCGGAGAUUUGAUGAAUAUGUGAAUCUUCUCUAUGCUCUGAGGCUUCAUACUGCUGCGGAACACGUUGACCGUGGGGACCUGACCACUGCAAUUGGCCAAAUCAAAAAAUACAAAGGUUAUAUAGAUCAGAUGAAAGAAAACAUCAGAAUGAAGGAGCAGCUGUCAGACAUACAGAGAAUCAUCUGGGGGUGCCCUACUCUAUUUGAAAUAAACAGAUACCUGAUUAGGGUCCAAGAUGUAGUCCAACUCCAUUGCUGUGAUGAGGAGAUAAGUUUCUCUUUAAGGCUCUAUGAACAAAUUCGUGAUCUCAGCUUCUUCCUCUUCAAUGAUGCACUGCUUGUUUCUAGCCGGGGCAUAUCUCACACUCCAUUUGAAAGGACUUCAAAAACAACCUACCAGUUCAUUGCAUCAGUGGCCCUUCACAGGUUACUGAUAGAAGAUAUUCCAGAUUCCAAGUAUGUCAAGAAUGCAUUUAUUCUUCAAGGUCCAAAAUGUGAAUGGAUUUGUGCUACUGAAGUAGAGGAUGACAAAUUCCUAUGGUUGUCAGUACUCAAAAAUGCGAUCAAAAGCAGUAUGGACAAGUGAGACUGGACUUGAAGAAAACAUCAGGGGUGUCAAUUCUCCCUGGC